Mya arenaria is the source of this 4331-nucleotide messenger RNA. RefSeq names its product synaptosomal-associated protein 29-like. The record is from RefSeq and is a predicted model, not a curated record. Lineage: Eukaryota; Metazoa; Mollusca; Bivalvia; Myida; Myidae. Gene Ontology annotation, biological process: exocytosis; synaptic vesicle fusion to presynaptic active zone membrane; synaptic vesicle priming. The transcript has 3 exons. Gene Ontology annotation, cellular component: plasma membrane; SNARE complex. The coding region runs from base 82 to 852 and encodes 256 amino acids. Gene Ontology annotation, molecular function: syntaxin binding; SNAP receptor activity.
GAGCGUGUAUAGAAUAUAACGUCGACCUCUUCAAAAAGGAGGUAACAAACCAAAACAGGAACAGAACAGAACAGUAUUGACAUGUCAAACUCAGUUUAUACGAGUUCUAAUCCUUUCGACGAAGAUGAAGACGGUUAUAGAAAUAAACAUAACCGUCCCAGCCGCGAGAAGUUGUCACAAGAAGAACAGAUCCAGCGGAUGAUGCAAGAAAUCGAGGAUUCUGAGGCACGACAGCUCGAGAGUACGAGGAGGGCUCUCGCAAGUAUUGAUGAAUCAGAACGAAUGGGUGUCGCUACUGCAGAGGAAUUACUUCAACAGCGUGAGCAGCUUAAGAACAUUGAAAUCAAAACUGGUAAAAUAAAUCAGGAUUUAAAAACAUCUCAAAAACACAUCACAAGUAUUGGGAGUAUCUUUGGCGGAAUUAAAAAUUGGUGGAACGGUGAUAAAGAGAAAGAACCAGCAGGUGCUACACCAACUGAGAAAAAGGGAAAGUUGGAACAAACAUUGGAACAUCAGAGCACAUCACGACCUCAUCCAGCAGAACGGUACAAGACUGAUGAUGGACAUGGGUUUUAUGAAGAAGAUUUAGAUUCCAAGUUCAUGAAAGGUGCUCGAAAGCCUGAACCCCAGCAGUACUUUAAACCAAUUACAAACAGCAGCAAAGAACAGAGGCUUAAUGAAAAUUUAGAUAUGAUGUCGGAGGGAAUGUCUCGUCUGAAAGGUUUGGCUAUCGGACUUGGUGAUGAGAUCGAGACACAUAACGAACUUCUUGACCGCAUCAACACCAAGGUGGACCGUGCUGACAUCAAACUUAAAGACCAAAACAAACAGAUGCGGGGUAUUCUCAAAUGAUACAUGCAAAUCACAGGCUGUCAUCACAUUUAGUGGGUCAAUGUGCAGUGUAGAUGUUAAGAUUAGUGCAAGUUGUUUCCAUUUUGAACAUUUCUUGUAUUAAACUGAAUCAAUGCUAGAUUGGACAACUGUAUGAGAUUGUUAUCAAGAUUAUUUUUGAUGAAGUUUACCGACUUACAAAAAUAAGUUGAAGUUAUUCAAUUAUCUUUUUAAGAAUUAAGAAUUAACCAUCACUUAAGUCCUAGAAUUGUAUGAGCAAGAUUUUUUUAUUCCAAUUACCGGUUAAUCUAUGCUUUUUGCAUAAAUAUAAUUGUCUAAUCUGAGUUUAGUAAAUUUUUGCAGGAACACAUGGUCUUGUCUUGGGAGUUUUAGUAAAACUGGACAAAGUACUAUUAACAGCUAUAAAUUAAGUAUUGAUAACUUGUUACUCAUUUAUAUAAUUCUUUUAACACAAUCAAGUAACAUGCUAAUUCCUUAUGACUUGCAGUAGUCCUGUUAUAUAUACAACUUUAAUUUGCCAUCAAUGACUUUCAAUUUUGUUGCACUUGUAGUUCGUAUUGUGUAAUUCUGUGAUAAUUGUUAUGUUUGUGUGUGCAUUUCUUGUAUUUAUUUCCAGGUCAUAUACAGAUUUUUUCCAACAUACUUUUGAUUUUACUUUAGAAAUAUACUUGCCUGCUUUAGUAUGUUUAUUAUUCAGUUGGGUUAUAAGCAGGAUUUCCUCCACACUGGGUGAUGAGUAUAUGUACUUCAUUUCUGAUUUAGAUUGAAAAUGUGAUACCGCAUAAUUGUGUCUAUAAAUAAAGGACUUGCUUUGAUACUUACUAAAAGAGACUAUGAAUAUAAGAGUUUAUAAGUGUUUACAUUUGUAUGUCAUGUAAAGCCAUGGUCAUAUUGCACUUUUGGUAUAAAUUAUACAUUGUAAACAUGUAAUGGAAUGAGCAAUACAUGUACACUUUAAAAACAUUCCUUUCUGUAUAACAUUUAAAAAAAAAAACUGCUAUUGUUAUGCCCCCCUUCGAAGAAGAGGGGUAUAUUGCUUUGCACAGGCAUGUCGGUCGGUCGGUCGGUCCGUCGGUCCGUCGGUAGACCAAAGCUUGUCCGAGUGAUAACUCAACAAUUCCUGGACGUAUGGUCAUCAAACUUCACAUGAAGGUUGGGCCUGACCAGUAGAUGACCCCUAUUGAUUUUGGGGGUCAUCAGGUCAAAGGUCAAGGUCACAGUGACCUUUAAUGGUAAAAUAAUUUUAAAGCUUGUCCGAGUGAUAACUCAACAAUGCCUGCACCCAUGGCCCUCAAACUUGACAUGGAGGUUGGGCCUGACCAGUAGAUGACCCCUAUUGUUUUUGGGGGUCAUCAGGCCAAAGGUCAAGGUCACAGUGACCUUGAAUGGUAAAAGGUUGUCCGAGUGAUAACGUGACAAUGCCUGCACCCAUGGCCCUCAAACUUGAGUUGGAGGUUGGGCCUGACCAGUAGCUGACCCCUAUUGUUUUUUGGGCUCAAUGGGUCAAAGGUCAAGGUCACAGUGACCUUGAAUGGUAAAAGGUUGUUCGAGUGAUAACUCAACAAUGCCUGCACCCAUGGCCCUCAAACUUGACUCGGAGGUUGGGCCUGACCAGUAGAUGACCCCUAUUGUUUUUGGGGGUCAUUGGGCCAAAGGUCAAGGUCACAGUGACCUUGAAUGGUAAAAGGUUGUCCGAUUGAUAACUCAACAAUGCCUGCACCCAUGGCCCUCAAACUUGACUUGGAGAAUUGGCCUGACUAGUAGAUGACCCCUAUUGUUUUGGGGGGUCAUUGGGCCAAAGGUCAAGGUCACAGUGACCUUGAAUGGUAAAAGGUUGUCCGAUUGAUAACUCAAAAAUGCCUGCACCCAUGGACUUGGAGAAUUGGCCUGACCAGGAGAUGACCCCUAUGGUUUUUGGGGGUCAUCUGGCCAAAGGUCAAGGUCACAGUGACCUGGAAUGGUAAAAGGUUGUCCGAGUGAUAACUCGACAAUGCCUGCACCCAUGGCCCUCAAACUUGACUUGGAGGUUGGGCCUGGCCAGAAGAUGGUCCCUAUUUAUUUAAGGGGUCAUUGGGCCAAAGGUCAAGGUCACAGUGACCUGGAAUGGUAAAAGGUUAUCCGAUUGAUAACUUGACAAUGGCUGCACCCAUGGCCCUCAAACUUGAUUUGGAGGUUGAUCCUGGCCAGAAGAUUGUCCCUAUUAAUUUUAGGGGUCAUUGGGCCAAAGGUCAAGGUCACAGUGACCUUAAAUGAUAAAAGAUUGUCCAAGUGAUAACUCAACAAUGCCUGCACCCAUGGCCCUCAAACUUGACAUGGAGGUUGGGCCUGACCAGUAGAAGACCCCUAUUGAUUUUAGGGGUCAAAGGUCAAGGUCACAGUGACCUUGAAAGCAAACUGGACAAUUCUUGGACCUAUGAUCAUCAAACUUGACAUGAAGGUUGGGCCUGCCAAGUAGAUGACCCCUAUCGACUUUGGUCAUCAGGCCAAGGUCAAUGUCACAGUAACCUUUAAUGCAAAAAAGUUAACAAAUCUUCCCCCAAUGAUAUCUCGACAAUGCCUGAACCUAUGAUCAUUAAUCUUGACAUGGAUGUUAAGCCUGACCAGUAGAUCACCCUUAUUGAUUUUAGGAUUCAUAGAGCCAAAGGUCAAGGUCACAGUGAUCUUGAAUGGUAAAAGGUUGUCCGAGUGAUAACUCAACAAUGCCUGAACCCAUGGCCUUCAAACUUGACUUGGAGUUGCAUCUGACUUGUAGAUGACCCCUUAUGAUUAAGGGGUCAUCGGGUCAAAGGUCAAGGUCACAGUGACCUUGAACGAAAAAAACUUGUCUUUUGAUAACUUGACAAUGCCUGCACCCAUGGCCCUCAAACUUGACAUUUAGGUUUCAGGUGACCAGCUAAUGACUCUGGAUUUUGAGUUCAUAGAGUCAAAGGUCAUGACGGUCAUAACACACUUUAUCCUCACACUUUAAUGGUCAUAAUCUUAAAACAGCAACAAAUCAGCUGUCAUUUCGGUCCAUGCAUAUUUCAUUCAAUUGUCCAUAUAAUCCUGACAACAUGGCGCUCAGGGGGGGCAUAAUGUUUGACAAACAUCUCUUGUUUUCUUUAGAUUUUCUCAUUUUUGUUUGAAUAUAAGAUUAAAUUUAAAGAUAAUGAAACUGUAUAGAUAUAAAAGAGCAUUUAAUUAACAUCAUAUAGUAUUUUGUUUUGUAAAGUCAUUUUGAUAUGUUCAACUGCAUAUAGCUGUUGUCACAUUGUUGGCAGAUGCUGCAGUAGAGGUUACUGCAGAUCUAGUCAUCUAUUUACUUUUUAUUUCAUUAUUUCCUAUGAAUAACCUCAGAAUCUGCUGUAAAUCUAUACAAUAGAACAUGUGUUAAUAUUGUAUUCAUUUAUAUUGUGUCUGGAAUAGAUCAGGAACCAGUUACAUUUGUUACAUUUACUUUUAUAUGAUGCUCAUUUAUCUUGUAUAUAAUUUGAACUAUA